Lytechinus pictus (painted urchin) is the source of this 2090-nucleotide messenger RNA. Its product is annotated as STING ER exit protein-like. The record is from RefSeq and is a predicted model, not a curated record. Gene Ontology annotation, biological process: endoplasmic reticulum to Golgi vesicle-mediated transport; endoplasmic reticulum membrane organization. NCBI's taxonomy places the organism in Eukaryota, Metazoa, Echinodermata, Echinoidea, Temnopleuroida, Toxopneustidae. The coding region runs from base 1 to 558 and encodes 185 amino acids. The transcript has 7 exons.
AUGCCUAUGACCGUCAUCGAUUGCCCGUUGGAAAAGUUGCCGUUGAGGAAGCGUGAUAAGGCCAGAGUGAUUGACUCCAACAAACAUGUCCACAAGCUUACUUGCCAACAAGGAGAAACAGUCUAUCUGAAAAGACCUGAAGGAAUCGAAAAGCAGUAUAGACAAAAGUGUAAAAAAUGUGGUCUGCUCCUGUUCUACAGACACAAAGACAAGGAUACUACUGUUACUUUUAUCGUAGAUGAUGCAGUAUAUGAGCCUGACAAAGGACCCCUCAAGGAACCAUUAGCUCUUGAAAACAUUCCAAGUAAAAAGGUUAUGCUGAGUAAGAAGACAAAGUCAAUGGGCAAGUAUUCAACAGUCACCGUCUCAACCAUGGACGAGGAGGAGGAUGAAAUUGAAGCGAGAGAGAUUGCUGACUCGUAUGCCAGCAAUGCCCGUGUGAUUGAGAAGGAAUUCAUGAAGAAAGGAAUGGCUAAAAGAAAACCAGAGGAGCUCCUGCAAGAAGAGAUGGCCAAGAAAGCAAGGACCAAAGGAACUCUCAUUGACCAGAAUCCUUAAAGACAAUGUACUCUACCAUAGACUUGUGAAAGAACUAAUUUAAUGAAAGACUAGAUGACUAUAGACACCUGUGUGCCACCAUGUUACAAAAGAUAUACAAGAUUAGUCCAUCAACAGAUUCCUGCCGCAGAUUUCUAAGUACUGAACAAUGUUAUUCGGAUCUAUCCGAUGUUUCACUGCAAUAUGGAAUACCUGCUUCCCUCAAUCAUGUACAACAUAUUAAAAUCAGUGGUCCUCAAGUUUGGAUUUGGGACACCAUCCACAUUGACGUCAAGGGACUGUACUGAUCAAGAGAGAUAUCACUCAUCAUGAAUAGAGGGAAACGUGGAAAAAAGUUGAAGGCAAUGGAGAGUUUCUGUCAUACACAUUCUUGUACCUCCAUAAUUGAUGCUUAAGUGUUACCUAAACUGGUGUGUCUGUAUGCAUAAGAUUAAUAGGAUUGGAAUGUCGACGAUUGAUUUUGAUUAAAGUUUCACAAUGAAUUGAGGAUGGAAGGUGUGGAUCAUAGCCUGUGCAGUCUUCCUGUUAGGCUUCUAUGGCAGAUUUCCUCUUACCCAAUCAAGGCCCUGUUGCAUAAAAGAUACUUCACCAUCCAAUGGUAACUUCCCCCAAAUCCUUGAAUUUGAUUGGCUGAUUAGCAUUGUUACCAUGGUAGUUACCACUGGAUGACAAAGUUACUAUAACUUCAAUGCAACAGGGACCAGAUAGCACAAUUUUAGUUGCUUAUAGCAAAAGUCUACAACUUACUAUUAAAGACAAUUUUUUAAAAUGGAUGAUAGAGGCCCAAUAUAUUUUUUGGGGUAAUUCUGGCAAUUCCUUUAUCAUAGUAGGGGGUAAGAAGGGUCCUUACUCCUUAUGCUUAUCAAAUGAAUCUUCUUAAAGCAGGAACUCUGUUCAUGAACAUGUAUAUCAGGGACCAUGACAUUGUGAUUGGCUGCUGAGCCCUGUUGCCAUGGUAGUUGCCAUAAUGGCAAAGUUGCAUGAAGAACUUUAAAAAAGUGUUAUGUCCUACUAGGAUAUCAGAAAUGAUGUUAGAUGAAGGGUAUGCUUCUGGAAGAAUUAUUUCUCAAAAAGUGCCACUGCAUUGCAUUAUUGAAGUUCAACUUUGGAACAACAAAAUUCAUAGUUGCAUACUGUGGGAAUAUUUCUCAGCUUUCUAUCAUUGCUAAUGCUUCAAUUUUAGCAUAAAUAAAACAAUUGGAAUGCAGGAAAGACAGUAAACAAUGUUGAGGGGGAUUACUGCUAAAAGAUGGAGUGAGGCCUUUAUUAAGGUGCCUAACCUCUUGCGAAACUACCGAAGAAUAUACAGAGCAUAGUUUUUCCUGCACUAUUGCUAUGUGAAUGAUACAGCAAAAUUUUGAGAUUUUUUAAAAAUAAUUUGUUUUACCAUUGAGUCUGAAAACAGACAUUCGAACAAUCUUUUAUACCCAACACUGGUAACAAUGUCACCCUACUAUGUAAUUGUAAGUUGUAAAAAGUGUAACUUCUUUGACUAUUGUAAAUUAAUUGUAAAUAAAUUUUUAUGAACACAA